Paramormyrops kingsleyae is the source of this 1908-nucleotide messenger RNA. RefSeq names its product zinc finger and BTB domain-containing protein 43. NCBI's taxonomy places the organism in Eukaryota, Metazoa, Chordata, Actinopteri, Osteoglossiformes, Mormyridae. Gene Ontology annotation, biological process: regulation of transcription by RNA polymerase II. Gene Ontology annotation, molecular function: DNA-binding transcription factor activity, RNA polymerase II-specific; RNA polymerase II cis-regulatory region sequence-specific DNA binding; protein binding. The record is from RefSeq and is a predicted model, not a curated record.
CGUAGGCGCACCUCGCGGGCAGCCGAGGCUGAGCGGGUCCAAGAGGAGCAGAUGAGCUUCUGGGCUACUUAGCUAAGCCUGGAAAAUGUUAAAACAUGACCGGGGAGAGGGUCGGCUCGCUCCUUACCAAGUAGAGGCAACAGAUCUGUAUCGCAGUAGCUAUGGAAUCUGAGGCUAACUUGUACCAUGUGGAGUUCCCAGACUUCUCCUGCUCCAUCCUCCAAAAGCUGAAUGAGCAGCGUCAGAUUGGUCAGCUCUGUGACAUCACGGUGGUCAUCCAGGGCCACCGCUUCCGGGCCCACAAGGCCGUGCUGGCGGCCAGCUCGCCGUACUUCUGCGACCAGGUCCUCCUUAAGAACAGCACAUGCGUGGUGUUGCCGGAUGUGAUGCACCCCGGCGUGUUCGACAGCCUGCUUCAGUCAUGCUACACCGGAUCGCUCUCGCUUCCGGUGGGGGAGAUAGUGGGCUUCCUGACUGCGGCCAGCUUUCUCCAGAUGUGGCACGUGGUUGACAAGUGCACCGAGCUCCUUGCAGGGGGUCAGGCCAUCCUGUGCCAGAAACCUGGCCCAGGUGGUGACCAUCCAUCUCCAGGUUACUGCAGCUACAACAGCCCAAGGGGCUCCCUUGACCUAGACCCAGCUCCCACACGCCGGCCGUGUGCCAAGAUCUCCGGCUACAAAGACAGGGAGAUGGAGCGAUUGGUGGAGAGCUGCUUCUCUCCUCGAGCCCUGGAGCGGGACGGUGUGCUCGCUACGUCUCCACCCUCUGAGCAGGACCAUGGGAGCACAGAGAUGGCCAGCCAGGAUGGGGAGGACGGAGGCAGUGACGUGACGGAGUACCGCUACCCCCGGUCCCUUUACAUCCGUCCCAGCAUCUUGUACCACAAGCGAAUGGUCCUGGUCAAGCCAGAGAAGAUGGAGCAGGAUGGCUGUGAGUUGGGUGGUGGGGACACAUUGGGGGCUGAGACUACCGAGGAGUUAGAUGGGAGGGAUCCUGAGGGAGUGAGCACCUUAGAAGAGGGAUUCACAUCAGUUGCUAGCACCAGCUCCCUUGAUGCCAGCAUGGAGGAGAAGCUAGAACUGGAGGAGGCGCAGGGAGGCAAGCACUCAUACGACGAACCCCUCGACUUUUAUGGUGCGUCUAUGGAGGAGUUCUCUGCUGAGAAAGUGGAGGCCCCUCCCAGUGCAUCCAGGGAGGAUGCUGAGGGUCCGGAGAGGGAAGAUGGCUCGGAGCCGGCCAGCGGGAUCCGGGAGGAGACCUCCCACUCGGGCUUUGCGGCCGUGGUCUACAAGCUGUACCCCUGCCAGUGCGGGAAGAGCUUCACCCACAAGAGCCAGCGGGACCGGCACAUGGGCAUGCACCUGGGUCUGAGGCCCUACGGCUGUGCUGUCUGCGGCAAGAAGUUCAAGAUGAAGCACCACCUGGUGGGCCACAUGAAGAUCCACACCGGCGUCAAGCCCUACGAGUGCAGCAUCUGCGGGAAGAGGUUCAUGUGGAGGGACAGCUUCCAUCGGCACGUGUCGUCUUGCACCAGGGCUCAGCAGGUCAAGCAGGCGGCCCAUAUCUGCUGAUCCCAUCUGCCUCAGCCUUGACAAAGCUGCUUACUACUGAGUUGGGGAAGGAAUAUAUCCUCCCCCCCCCCAAGUUUCAUGUUUGUUGCUGACAGGGACAGAGUUCAGUGGCGUCUGCGGUUCAUGAACGCUGUGGUCUAUGAACAAUUUGGUUCAUGACCAAGAAGUUUCAUGAAAAAAAUGCAUUGGUUCGCGUACAUAAUUUGGUUGACGAACAGAUUCCUCGACCAGAUUCCUUUUUUUAUACUAGUGUAGCACCGGCGGCGCACAUGUCCCAGCUAGGGUGACCACCUAAUCCAUGUCAGGAGGGACACUAUGAGCUACAUCAGCUUUUAAA